Molecule: messenger RNA, 1612 nt
Organism: Ceratosolen solmsi marchali
Lineage: Eukaryota; Metazoa; Arthropoda; Insecta; Hymenoptera; Agaonidae
Product: lachesin
Exons: 9
Coding region: 1-1341 (446 amino acids)
Cellular component (GO): neuron projection
Source: RefSeq, a predicted model, not a curated record
AUGGCAAAUAAUAAUCAUGAAAUAUUGGGUGGAGCUUUUCAGCCUGAAUUCACAAAACCUCUUGAAAAUAUGACAAUUCCGCUUGGUAGAGACGUUGUUUUCACUUGUCACGUUGAACAUUUGGGUGGUUACAAAAUCGGCUGGGUCAAAGCCGACACGAAGGCAAUCCAGGCUAUUCACGAUCACGUGAUAACUCACAAUCCACGUGUGUCAGUUUUCCAUGGCGAUCACUCGACCUGGAGCUUACGCAUCAAAGGUGCUCAGAAAGAGGAUGAAGGCCUCUAUAUGUGCCAGAUCAACACGGAUCCAAUGAAGAGCCAGACGGGUAUGUUGUCAAUUGUAGUUCCUCCUGACUUUAUCCCAGAAGAAACAUCUGGCGAUGUGACAGUUUCAGAGGGAUGGCAUGUAAAACUGAAAUGUCAAGCAUCUGGAAUACCGUCCCCGCGAGUAAGUUGGCGUAGAGAAGAUCAAAAGGAAAUAAUUAUUCGAGAGCCCUUUCACGAGAAAUCAACUAGCUCCAAUGAGAAAUUCAAAGUGCACAAAGUUUUGGAGUGGAUUGGCGAGGAACUUUAUCUACCAAAAAUCAAACGAGAUCAGAUGGGCGUCUACCAUUGUAUUGCAAGUAAUGGUGUACCUCCAACUAUCAGCAAACGUAUAAUCGUCGACGUACAUUUUCCGCCGGUGAUACACGUGCCGAAUCAACUGGUCGGUGCGCCUCUCGGAACUGACGUCAUGCUCGAAUGUUUCGUCGAGGCCUCUCCACAAUCGAUUAAUUACUGGUUCAACAAUAAUGGCGUGAUGAUCAUAUCGAGCAGACAGCACGACGUCCAAGUGGUGACGAAGGCACCGACAAAAGGUCACCACACCACACAUCCCAACUUCAAUUUCAAAGUAAAGAUGCUCUUAACCAUACGCAAUUUUACCAAGCAGGACGUCGGCACUUAUCGAUGCGCCGCAAGUAAUUCCAAUGGAAAUUAUGAGAGCAGUAUUCGUCUGUACGACAUCACGAGCGCGGUGAAGCAGAAGGUCUCGGGCGAACCACUGCCCGGGGAAUCCGAGAGCGAGACCAGGCAGCAGCAACAGCAGCCCCAGGACCUCGAGGCAGGUUCGCGGAAGCCAAAUUACGGGAACUCCCCGACGGAUCACCUCGAGCGAGCCUCGGAUUUCGGCCAGCAGCCGGCCUCCCUCGACAACUCCCUGCAAGGACUCGUGGGCUCGACGCGGCACACGACCCCGACCUCCGGACUCAAGCCCCGCUCCAGACGACCCACCUCCGGCUCCUGGAGCGCGACUCCGCCCGCAUUGGCCGGCAUCCUGCCCCUCCUCGUCUACUGCAGGUGAAACACGCGGCCGACAUGAGCCUCCGAGUUUGGGCGCCUCGGUCGAGCGUAAACGAGGCGCGUCGGGGCUCGAGUGCACCGUUCUCCUCUAAACGACCGUGUCGGCAGGACCUCGUGCCUGGGUCGGCGCGACCGGGGGCAGGUGCGCACGGGGAGCUUCCCGCGAGUCCCACGGACAAAGUGCCCAGCAUUCUCCUGCGCGUGUUUCUCUUGAUUGUAUUCGUGUUGUAGAUGUUAGGCUGCGAUCUUCCUAUUACAUAAGUGAGCCAAAC